Rhododendron vialii is the source of this 706-nucleotide messenger RNA. RefSeq lists its product as uncharacterized. The coding region runs from base 134 to 517 and encodes 127 amino acids. NCBI's taxonomy places the organism in Eukaryota, Viridiplantae, Streptophyta, Magnoliopsida, Ericales, Ericaceae. The record is from RefSeq and is a predicted model, not a curated record. The transcript has a single exon.
AUGGGAGAAAAAAAAGCCACCCCUCAAUCUUGAGCUGUUCCCAAUUCUUCAAACUCACCAAAAACAGUACCACAAUUCAAAACUAACUAAAAACCCAACAGACUCUCUCUCUCUCUCUCUCUCUCUCCCUUCCAUGAUGGAUUUCAGAUCCAAAUCAUGUAGGGAUGGCAGGAUGAUGAGGACAGAGAGCUACUCCUACUAUGGAAACAGGCCAGCAGGCCCACCAACUGGAAUGCGUGAUCUGAGGAGUUACAGUACUAAUUCCUAUGCCGCCCCCAAACUACCACCAGCCCAAUUGGACAAGGAAUUGAAGAUCAAGAAAGGGAAGGUCAAUAAUGGAAUUGGAUCACCAAGUUCAAAGAAUUGGAGUUUGAUGAACGAUCCAGAGUUUCAGAGGAAGAAAAGGGUUGCUAGCUAUAAAGCCUAUGCUGUGGAAGGUAAGAUGAAGGGUUCUUUUAAGAAGAGCUUCAGAUGGAUCAAGGACACUUGUAACCAAGUGGUCCAUGGCUGGUGGUGAUGAAUAUCUUUGUUUCCUCUUAAAAAGGAAAAAGAAAAAAGAAAAAAGAAAGAGAAUAUUUUUGUUUGUUUGUUGUUUAGAUUUAUGUUUUGUGUCUUGCUAUAUGAACUUAUGUAUGUAUGUAUGCAUGUAUGUUUUUGACGGAGGAUUGAGUUAAUGAAAAUGGCAUUUUCAGCCUUCUAUGGUCAA